AUGGUCCUCCUCCGGCCGAUGCUGCGCACGCUGCAGCGCAGCUCUCCCCGCCUCUUCUCCUCUGCUGCCACGGCUGCGUCCUCCAAGCCCAAGCCCCCCCCGUUCGCGCGCUACUUCUGGUACACGACGGCCAUCAUGAUCGGCAUCCCCGGUGCAGUGGGCGGCGUGUUCGUGUACAACCUGCAGACGGACGACGAGUUCUACAACCACUUCAACGACCGGUACCCGGACCUGAUCGACGCCAUCAACCAGUACGUCCCGCUGAACGAGGCGCUGCUGGAGCUCGCCAGCCGCGAGGACAUUGGCCCCAUCGGAUCCACGGAGGACCUCAUCAACGAGACGGUGACGGUGGUGGCGGAGCUCAAGUCGGGCGAGAAGGUGCGCUUUGAGGUGUCGGGCUCGGCCAGUCAGGAGGAGAUCGAGAAGCUCGCGUUGAAGCAGUCGGCGCAGCCCGAGAACGACGGCGUGGUCGCUGUCACUUUCGCUGAAGAAGGAGAGGCUGAAGACGAGAGCUCUGCUUCCAAGCAGGCGGCGCCCACGGCCCACGAGGCCUGGCCGCCCGCACCUCGUGUGACGUGGGGCAGCGCUGCAGCCGCGCAGAAGAAAAACAAGAAGCCCGUGGACUCGGCCAAGGAGAUCCGUCUGCAGAUCGAGGAGAUCCGCGCUCAACAGGCGGCGCUGGAGGAGUCCAAGUACGCGGGACGCGACAUUGACGAAGCGGACGAGGAGAUUGCCGCCCUGGAGGAACGCAAGAUCGCACUCAAGGAGCAGCUUCCUCGCAAGCGGUUCCUGUGGAUCUUUUAGAAGUGAUAUGGACAUAACCAGCUACGCAUGUAUUGAACUUUUGCAUGAUGAU
Messenger RNA from Phytophthora sojae, 856 nucleotides. RefSeq names its product TonB-dependent receptor protein. The record is from RefSeq and is a predicted model, not a curated record. NCBI's taxonomy places the organism in Eukaryota, Oomycota, Peronosporomycetes, Peronosporales, Peronosporaceae. Bases 1 to 804 code for a protein of 267 amino acids. The transcript has 2 exons.